Molecule: messenger RNA, 183 nt
Organism: Podospora pseudocomata
Lineage: Eukaryota; Fungi; Ascomycota; Sordariomycetes; Sordariales; Podosporaceae
Exons: 1
Coding region: 1-183 (60 amino acids)
Source: RefSeq, a predicted model, not a curated record
AUGGAAGACUGGGACCUGGUUAUUCCUAAUUACCAGACGCCAGGGAGACACAACCGGGGGCUUUUAUGUCAGCGAGGAUGUCACCAACCGGUGGUGUGGGAAGCCGCUUCCUGGACAGUAUGCUUUCUGCGACUGCGGACAAAGGCCACCCGAAGAACGCCGGUAUCUUGGAAGCUGGCGUAA